AUGGGGGAACUUGGGAUGCCAUGGAGCUUCCCGGGCGGUCGUGGCAAGGCGAAACCGACCGCUGCUGACGAGACCGAUGGCGCUGCUGUCCGUAGACUAGGCCAGGCUUUCUCUCCAUGCUGCCAGGCACAUGGUCUUUUACGCGGACAGGACCACAAGUGCCAAUCGCCAGGCCUGCGGUGGCCCCAAACAAGCCUACAGCGGCUAACGACAGCUCUUGGAGCGAAACUCCACUCUUUGUCUCUCAGCACAGAUUCUCUGUGUUUAUGGAAUGACAGACACCUCGGAUUGUUGAAACGCGUUCUCUGCAGUUUUGGUUCGAAUUCGAACUUCGAUUCCUGGUUCUCUCGUCCUCAGAAAGGGCCUCCAUAUCUUUCCAAAGUGGCCUGUCCCAGCUGUCGUACCUCGAUGGCCGAAAAGAACCGCAACCUCGAUGGAAUGCGUCCUGUCCCAGGCAGUCGCAAGACGGCGGGCUCUGGGACGGAGAGCACGGGAAGAAAGCGAGAUUCUCGCGCCGGGACUCGAAAGGUAACCUCGCUGACGGCAGAACAGCUGGAAAGAAAGCGAGCAAACGAUCGCGAGGCGCAAAGAACUAUCCGUCAACGGACAAAGGAACACAUCGAGAAUCUGGAGCAUCAAGUGGCCGAACUGAGCGCCAAAGGCGAGCAAAUGGACAGAGUGCUCCAGAGGAACGCUGCUCUAGAAGCUGAGAUCGCACAUCUGCGGCAACAAUUGUCUAUGCUGAGCGGCAGAAGAUCGAUGUAUCGCGUGGACGCUGGCGAAGAUGAACGCAGAUCAUCAACGAGUUCGAACGAUCCCAGCAUCAUGUCCUCCCCUUUCAACAGCCCUCUUCCUACGGAUUCGAUUCCAUCGGGGGCAUCCAUUGCACCCAUGUCCAACAGACUGUCGCUGCCCCAUAGUGGUUGGCACUCCUACGUCCCAACUCCUUCAUCGUCCGCCUGUGAUUCCGAUCCUUCCAACGACGUGGGAGCGUAUCCUCUCGGAGAGCCCAUCUCUACAGCGACCAUCCAACAAUCAGUGAAUCAUGUCGGGCAAGGACACGAUGGGCUGGGUUUCGCCGUUCCGAAUACGACUCAAUUCCCAAGCUCGGAUCCAUACCACCACCAGAUGUACCUUGCAGGCUCGCAGGUGAAGCAGGGAGGGUUCCCCCCUCAUGCCCAUUCUCAAGCACAGCCGUCAAUGGUGGGACAACCACGGUCCAUGGCAGUGUCAGUGUCGACGAUGGGAUAUGAAGCCGGCAUUUCGACUGCAGCAGGACAGGUACAGCAACAAGAAGGUCAGGAAUUCCAGGGUCCGCUUCAUCCUACGAUGGUCCAUUCGCACCCUGCCAACGCUCAUCUCAACUAUAAUUGGGACUCGCGAACUUGA
Molecule: messenger RNA, 1389 nt
Organism: Rasamsonia emersonii CBS 393.64
Lineage: Eukaryota; Fungi; Ascomycota; Eurotiomycetes; Eurotiales; Trichocomaceae
Product: BZIP transcription factor
Exons: 3
Coding region: 1-1389 (462 amino acids)
Biological process (GO): regulation of DNA-templated transcription
Molecular function (GO): DNA-binding transcription factor activity
Source: RefSeq, a predicted model, not a curated record